Messenger RNA from Fusarium pseudograminearum CS3096, 2520 nucleotides. RefSeq lists its product as uncharacterized. Gene Ontology annotation, molecular function: oligopeptide transmembrane transporter activity. The transcript has a single exon. Gene Ontology annotation, biological process: transmembrane transport. Lineage: Eukaryota; Fungi; Ascomycota; Sordariomycetes; Hypocreales; Nectriaceae. The coding region runs from base 1 to 2520 and encodes 839 amino acids. The record is from RefSeq and is a predicted model, not a curated record.
AUGAGUUCACCAGCUGGAAAACCGAUCGAUGUCCCGGUCGAAGAUGGGGAUGCCAUUCUCAUGCAUGAGAUAUCCCUUGGCCCCAACGACAACAUGACCAAGGAGAGCCUUACAGAUAGACUCGCAAAUCUCCUCGAAGAGCACGAACAUGACCAGAACUUCCCCGACGACAUCCUCCAACGAGCGAGAAGCUACCUCGAAAAUAGAAAUGGUGAACAGCAAGACGAAGAAUUGGCUCAUGACAUAUAUGCCAAGUUCCAAGCUCAGAGGGAUCUGAUGUUGAACAAUUCCAUCUACCCGGAAGUUCGAGCGGUCGUCGAAAACACAGACGAUCCGACGCUGCCUGUAGGGACGUUCAGAGCUUUCUUCCUAGGCACAAUAUUCGUGCUACUGGGCACAUCGAUUGAACAAUUCUUCUCCCUUCGAAUGCCGGCCAUCAGUCUGUCGACAUACAUGGUACAGCUAUUGUCAAUGCCUUUGGGAAUGCUGCUGGCAAAGAUCCUUCCAUCAAAACGGUUUCGAAUAUUCUCUUGGGAAUUCUCCCUCAACCCUGGACCUUUUAGCCAGAAAGAGCAUGUCUUGAUCGCAAUCAUGGCAAACGUGUCUUUUGGUGGUGCUGCAGUUGGCGCGUAUGUUGUUUCCAUCAUCCAGGUGUUGAAGCUCGACACCUUUUACGGUGAAAAGGUUCUCUCGAACAGCAUCCCCUGGCAGAUCAUCACUUUGUUGUCUACCCAAUUCCUCGGGUAUGGAUGUGCAGGUUUGGCUCGUCGGUUCCUCGUAUACCCUUCAUCUAUGCUGUGGCCGAGAUCAUUGGCAAAUAUUGCCCUCACCAAGGCUUUGUAUAAAGACAACGGAAACAGAGAGCAAGCUGCGAAUGGAUGGACGAUGACGCGGUACAGAUUCUUCUUGAUCUGUUUUGCCUCCAUGUUUGUGUACUUUUGGAUCCCCAAUUUUCUCUUCAAAGCUCUUGGGUUGUUCAACUGGCCGACGUGGAUAUCACCGCGCAACGUCACUCUGGCCCUCAUCGCCGGGUCUACCUGUGGUCUCGGCUUCAACCCCUUGCCCACGCUGGACUGGAACAUUGCAACAUAUCUAGGUGAUCCCAUCGUCACGCCCUUUUUCACGCUCAUGAACUACGCAAGCGGCAUGGCCAUCAUCGGCGUCAUCGUCGCGCCGUUGCUGUACUUUAACAACGUGUGGGACGCAGCUUAUUUCCCCAUCAACAGCAACCUUGUCUACGACAAUUCGGGUAGCCGCUACAACGUUUCGCACAUAUUACUGCCCAACUUUACACUCAACGAGACGGCGUACCACGAGUACAGCGUUCCCCUCGUGACGUCUACCCAAGUGACCAAGUAUGCGGCUGCCUUUAUGAUAUACGUGGCGACGCCGGUGCACAUGUAUCUCUGGCAUCGCAAGGAUAUCAUGAAUGGUAUACGAGCGUCUUGGAAGAGAAAGUCACGGGAUGACGAGUUUGACGAUGUGCACAACCGCCUCAUGGCUGCGUAUCCGGAAUGCCCUCACUGGUGGUACCUUGUCAUCCUCGCCACGUCUUUUACCCUCGCAUGUAUCUCUGUCAGCGUGUGGCCAACUGGCAUGCCAAUAUGGGGGAUUAUUCUGGCUGUGCUCUUCACCGUCCUGCUGCAAGUUCCGAUUGGUAUGCUGUUUGCAGUCACAAACCUGGAACUCUCAACGGGUAUUCUAGCCAUGAUUAUCGGGGGCCACGCCUUGGAGGGACGCCCAAUACCCAACAUGAUCUUCAACAUGUUUAGUUAUAUGUCUACGCAUCAGUCGUUGAACUUUUCAUGUGAUCUCAAACUCGCCCACUAUGCCAAGAUUCCUCCCCGAUGGGCCUUUGCCGCGCAGGUUUACGCAACCUUUUUGGCUGGGUUUAUCGGAUUAGCUGUGAAUCACUGGGUCCUUCGCAAUGUCGAAGAUGUGUGCCAGUUGCAUCAGAAAGACCGCUUCACCUGCCCCCGCACACACACCUACUUCAUGUCCUCGGUAAUAUGGGGCGUCGUCGGUCCACGCCGCCUCUUUGGAUCCCAAGGCCCAUACCGCGCACUCACAUACACUAUCCCAAUAGGUGUCGUAGUUCCCAUCGUCGCGUACUUUAUCGCGAAGCGCUGGCCCAACUCAUUCUGGCGCAACGUCAACGCACCCAUCCUCUUCGCGGGACCGAUGGGCUGGGCGCCCUUCAACUGGAGCUACAUGCAGGGCACGGUGGUGCUGGCGUUUGUAUUCAACUUUUUCAUCAAGAGGCGGUAUACGGCGUGGUGGGAGAAGUACGCGUACGUGCUGACGAGCUCGCUCAGCGCGGCUAUUGGCAUCUCAGGGGCCAUCAUGUACUUUGCGGUGCAGCACACGGGCGUCGUGCUGGACUGGUGGGGGAACCGGAUCCAUGAGCAGGGUGUCGACAGGCAUGGUUUGGUGGGUGCUGAUGGAAAGAUUGUCAGGUGUUCGAGGUUGCAGGUACCUGAGAAGGGUUACUUUGACAUUGGUUUUGACUGGAAGGUUUAG